This is a messenger RNA of Besnoitia besnoiti, 2211 nucleotides long. RefSeq lists its product as uncharacterized. The transcript has a single exon. The record is from RefSeq and is a predicted model, not a curated record. NCBI's taxonomy places the organism in Eukaryota, Apicomplexa, Conoidasida, Eucoccidiorida, Sarcocystidae. The coding region runs from base 1 to 2211 and encodes 736 amino acids.
AUGGCGGGUGUAAAGGUGCCUCUGUUCUACUUCACCCUGUUUUUCAGGUUUUCAGGUCUACCCAGUGCGGUUCUGUGCCUUGGCAGUGACUCAGAAGGCUCUGCACAUCCCUAUCAGUUAGGCGACGCUGCGGAUUCCCCUAUCGCACAUGGCACAACGGUCACGGAAGCAACGGCAGCAGACAACGAACUGAUCACCAUUCCCCCUGCUACUGGAGUCCCUGUCGGGCCUCCUGCGUCUGAGCACACUACGGUGUCCUUUGAAGAACUCCCGCUCUCCACCGACACCCUUCGGACUCCCAAUGUGGGAUCCAAACCCUCGAGACUGGGUCGCGCUUCUGGAAAAAGAGGCCACCAUCACAAGAGCAGCGCCUCAGAGCCUUCGCUUAAAAGCCGUUCGAAAAGGAAGCGUAUUUCCGCAGCCGUGCAAACUGAGCAGCUGAUAUCAUCUCUGUCCGCAGACGGACAAAAUCGUGAAGUCCCGCUCCCAUCUCAGUGGCUCUACCCGCCGUACGCUGCUGAAAACCGUGAGGAUUUACAGACUGAGGUGUCACAGACAUUUCUGGACUUUGAAAGGCCUGAUCUGGCAUCUGUGCUUCCGUCAGACUCCCCAAUUCUUAGCACAAUAUCUUCGUUGACGUCUUUGUCCCAGUGGCCGUCCUUGCAAACACAGCGGCCUCAGGGGCAUGCUCCUUCGAUGGUCCCUCCUACCUCUUGGGAUCUACCCGAUAUUUCAAAUGUAACGUCCUCCUUCGGGCGCGAAACGGGGUAUGCGGAGGUCAAUCUGAGCAAGAAAGAGGAGCAGUCUACUCGCCACGAGCUGGCGUCAGACGAGUUGGAAACUCUGUUUCGACCAGAGCCCACGAAAAUUCUCGACAUACUUCUCAAACAGGCAGCAGCACAGCAAGAGACCAAAGUGACUCCACCGCCGCCCUCUGAGCUCUCAGACACAGCGAAGCCAGAAACUGCUUUCUCCAACGCGUCUUCCAGUGGUGGGGAUAUGAUGCAGAAUGAUGAGCACGUCAACACUGAGCGACGAAGCAGCUCCUCUCACAAAGGCAGGAGAAGCAAAACGUUAGAUUCCCAUACCCCUCUGGCUACCACAACGGCACGCUAUCCGCGGCUUUCCGCACUGCUGGCGCAAUGGAAGGGGAAAGACAGGAAACACGAGCGCCACACAGAGCCGCACGAAGAUAACCUAACACACGAAGAGGCUGCAGGCGGCCCCCCUGCAGGGAAUCUUUCUCCGCCUACGUCCUCUAUUGCAGUCGUAUCUGCGGAAUCGGAAGAGCAGGAGCCUACGCAGAUUCUUGAAACGCCCGGAGUCACUUCCGGCGGUACCACCGCCGCAGAUCUCUCACCUGAGACUUCGAAGACGGCUUCCGGAGACCAGGCUGAACAGAUAGCCUUGCCGGCGACUCUCGAUGUCUCAGAACUUUCAACAAAGAACGCAACUGACCCGACGUUUUCUGAACUAUCCAGCAGACUUCACCAGUGGAUCGUCGCCGAGCCCGAUGCAGCAGCAUUUCAUCAGAUCACGGAUCCCACGGAAGGCAGGGAAGCCGCGGAGGUGCAGGAGACGCAGGAAAAAACACGGAGCCAGUUUUUUGACUCUGUGAUUUCCCGUGACGAUCUACUGCAGGCGACCCUCGCCGUCUAUCGCGCCCUCUUCCUUCAGCAAGUCCUGGAAAAUCCUGAUCUGGUUCUCAAAAAUCCGAAAGGGCCGCUGGCGCAGAGCCAGCGUUUACAAGAGAGUGGUGACGACUCUGCCGCAGACACGAAUCGAAUGUCUCACGAAGGCUCCGCUCCUACCGAUGAUAAAGACGAUACGGCCUCUAUGGGGGACUCGCACACUGCUUCCUCUUCGACAGCGACAACUCAGACUGCGAGUGGACUUGCCUCUGCAUUCGGACAAAGCCUCCAUGUGGAUACUUCAUUGCCUCAAAAUCCAUACACCGCGGACACUCCGCUCGCCACAGGGCCGGUAGCGCAGACGGGCACCUCAGUCAAGCAGGCCACUCACCUCGCGAGGGCAAACACCGAUGCGUGGUUGCUCUCUUUCGUUUUUCUGCGCUGGUUGGACAUGUGGAGGCGGCAAGUCGCCAUGCUUGAAGAGGCGGCCUCGACGACAGAGCCGAGUUCUCAAAGUGGGGAAAAUGUGCUGCCAGCCGAUCAAGCAGGGGACGGCGAGGCAGCGCGCAACCGAAAGUGA